AUGGCGGAACAGGCGCCACCUCCACAGCAGCAUGCUCCGGGAGGCCACUACAGUGGAAGGAAUAAGAUUCCCACUGUUGGGGAGUUUAUAGAUCGCUUGGACAAAGACAAGAAGCAGCGUGACCAGCAAAUCGAUCAGAGUAAAGCAGCAAAGGGAUCCGACGUCGUCGUCCCACAUAAGAAUGAGGAGAAGCGAGAUCCAUCAGCUGGAAAGAGAGUCACAGACCCGACGACAGGAAAACAGGUGGUAAUAGAGGAUGUCAAUGAUGCAUAUCUGGAAAGAUCGAAGAACCCCGUACUCUCUGUGCCCAACGCCAACUUGGGCAAGGACACGCCAGUGAAGACGGACUCUUCACAGAGCGGUGCAGAGUACAAGGAGAUGCAGGACAUUACAGCGCCUCCAGAUCCGGUGGCGGAAGGUUCUACAAGCGAUGUUCCAAUUCAUGGCGAAAAGACAAACAUCCUAUUCCACCCAACGCCCUCUGUCAGUUACGAGGCGACUUUUCAGAAACUGGAAGAGCGAGGCUUGUGGCUAGUCAUUGGCGUGUUCAUUGCUAUUGUUGUUCUUGGGCGAUCAUUCGGAGGCAAAUUCAUUGGCAUCAUUCCUCUGGCAGCAUGUGUUUCCAGCGGAAUCUGGCUGUGGGUCAAAGAAGUUGUGCGCUCUGGUAGAGAGGUCGAGUGGUCGGCAGAGAAGGAGCGUGGCCAGGUUGCCACGGCCAAUCUGCUACCAGAAUCAGUGGAAUGGAUGRACACGCUCAUGGGAAUUGUAUGGGGCCUGGUUAACCCAGACAUGUUCCAGGCCGUGGCCGACACUUUGGAAGAUGUCAUGCAAGCUUCUGUUCCUGGCAUAAUCGAGAACGUCCGGGUUGCAGAGAUCGACCAAGGCUCGAAUCCAAUUCGUAUACUCAGCUUGCGAGCGUUGCCGGACAGUCACAUGAGGGAUCUCAAGGAGGCUAUCCAUGAGGAGAACAAGAAGACGAAAGAUCCACAAGAAGCGGCGGCUGACGAAGAAGGAGGCGACUAUUACAAUCUCGAGGUCUCGUUCGCAUACCACGCUGAGCCAACUGGCAAACGCGCCUCCGACAAAGCUCGCAACAUGCAUAUGCAACUGGUCUUCUAUCUCGGCAUUAAGGGCCUUUUUGGGGUUCCACUCCCGAUUUGGGUGGAGCUGCAGAGUCUUGUUGGAACAGUCCGCCUGCGGAUGGCCAUGACCCCGGAGCCACCUUUCUUAAAGACCUUGACAUUCACCCUGAUGGGCGUCCCUCAGGUCACAGCGGGAUGUACGCCGAUGAUGGAAAAGGCACCUAAUCUUUUGAACUUGCCACUAAUAAGCCAAUUCGUAAACUACGCCAUCGGAGCCGCAGCUAGUAUGUACGUUGCUCCCAAGUCAAUGUCUCUGGAUAUGCGCGCUAUGCUACAAGGAGACGACAUCACCAAGGACACACAGGCUCUUGGUAUUCUCUGGAUCCGAAUCCACAAAGCAGUCGGACUGAGCAAGCAAGACAAGCGCGGCUCGCAAUGGGGUGGUUCGGAUCCUUACAUCACCUUGACAUUCAGCAAGUACGAGAAGCCCAUGUACUGCACUCGUGUCAUCACCGACGAUCUCAACCCGGUUUGGGAGGAGACUACUGCUCUACUGGUCACUCCUGAGCUUAUCAAGGCAGAUGAGAACCUCAGUGUUGAGCUUUGGGAUAGUGAUCGCCACUCUGCGGACGACAUUGUUGGCAAGGUGGAGCUUAGCAUGCAGAAGAUGAUUCAACACCCCGGAAAGAUGUAUCCUCAGAUCUCCAAGCUUGCCGGCAUGGACGAAGGCUCCGAGAUGCCUGGAGAGCUACACUGGGAGGUUGGCUACUUCGGCAAGCCUGCUUUCCGUUCCGCGCUACGAACGGAUGGAAAGAACAAGGCACUACCUGAUAGUCUGAAGGACAAGCCGGAGUUGCAGGACGAGAAGGGCGUGACGAACAAUGAAACCGAUGACGCGGUCAAAACCACUCCACCGGAUCCUCUGUGGCCUAGCGGUGUCUGCUCGAUCAUCAUUCAUCAGAUCGUCAACCUAGAGCUUGAAAACGUCAAGGGCACACAGGGAAGCCGCAAUGGCCGCGAAUAUGAGCCUGCGAAGCAGUACGGCGAGUCCACCGAGGAGGAGGGCGGCAACCUCCCAACCUCAUACUGCACCAUCUUAUUCAAUGACGAGCUUGUCUACCGCACCAGAGCCAAGGCCGUCAGCAGCAAGCCAAUCUUCAACGCCGGAACCGAGAGACAUGUGCGAGACUGGAGGAGCGCCAUCAUCACCGUCACAGUGCGUGAUUCUAGGAACCGCCAGCACGACCCUAUUCUCGGAGUCGUUCCUCUCAAACUUUCCGACAUUCUGGAAACCAGCAGUCAGGUCACAAGAUGGUACCCACUCGACGGAGGUAUUGGCUUCGGACGCAUCCGUAUCUCUUUGCUUUUCCGCUCAGUCGAGACCCGCUUGCCACCGCCGCAGCUCGGAUGGGAUGUAGGUACAUUCAUGUUCACGUCUCCCACCAUCACUGCCAAGGGCUACAACCACCAUGCGCGUAUCAAGCUCCGAACAGGUGGAUCUGUUGGAAAGAUUUCGCGUUCUUCUUGCCAUGCCUUGAAAGAGGGAGAGUCAGGAUAUUAUUGGGACUUGAAUGUUUCAGCACAGCACGGAAAGCAGGUCAAGCUGCCAGUCAAGUACCGUUACCGCUCACCCGUUGUGUUUGAGCUCCAUAUCGCCAACAAGCGCAAGGCGGAUGCGUACGCUGUCGUGUGGCUGCACGAGUUUAUCGAUAAUGAAGACGCCGAGCUUGACAUUCCAAUUUAUAGGACCUCAGCACCGGCCCGUCUGACACAGAACUACAUCACGGAGGAAAUGGCCGCCAGCAAAGAACAACCUGGACUCGAAGAUCUCGAGGUAGUCGGCAGAUUGCGCUUUACAGGUCGCUUCAAGGCCGGCAUGGACGAGAGCCACGAGCACUUCGUUGCUGACAACAACUCUCGAGAGACGUUUGAGACUUGGGAGGCUUGUCUAGCUGAGGGAGUCCGAACUCAUGUUGUGGAGAAGGAGAUUCCUGAACGCAUUCAGACACUGCACGAAAAGAGUCUCACCGAGGGUCGCGAUGUCUUGAAGGAAGCGUCUGAGGAAGAGAAGCAGAAAUGGCUCAGUAAGACUGGGACUGAUUGGAGUGGUGCUUUUGGUGAUGAUCCCGCCAAAUUCAUGGACAAGAACGGCAAGAAGAGGCGUGAGCCCGGCAGAGAUCCCCCUUUCAAGAAGGGCGAGGAUCCUGACAAUGAUGGUAUCACUGUCGAAGGUGAGGACGAAGAUGACGAGGAUGAUGAUAGCGACAGCGAUCUUGGAAUCCAGGAUGCAAACAAUCGCAUCGGCUCGCCCAGGUCUGGAGGACGCCAAUCUAUCGGCACGAUGGAGUCUGGCUGGACCGGCGGAACUGGUGGAACUACCGACACGGACGGAGGUCAGUCCAGCAAGGAUGUCAACAGACAGAACAAGAGGACCGAGGAGCGUAAGCAGCGAGGCCUCAUGCAAUGGAAGCCCGCCCGGAACCUCAAAUUCGCCAAGGAUGAGGGUGUUAUUGGUUUGAGGAAGCUCAAGGGCAAGAUUACGGGAGGCCUGGACGGUAGACAGCCUGGAGUGGAAACGGAGACGGGUUGA
This is a messenger RNA of Ramularia collo-cygni, 3672 nucleotides long. Its product is annotated as probable meiotically up-regulated gene 190 protein. The transcript is spliced from 5 exons. The record is from RefSeq and is a predicted model, not a curated record. Lineage: Eukaryota; Fungi; Ascomycota; Dothideomycetes; Mycosphaerellales; Mycosphaerellaceae. Bases 1 to 3672 code for a protein of 1223 amino acids. Gene Ontology annotation, molecular function: lipid binding.